Molecule: messenger RNA, 980 nt
Organism: Dreissena polymorpha
Lineage: Eukaryota; Metazoa; Mollusca; Bivalvia; Myida; Dreissenidae
Exons: 4
Coding region: 137-826 (229 amino acids)
Source: RefSeq, a predicted model, not a curated record
UUCGUUAAGCAUUUCGGUAUGGUUGUUCUUGGGAAACUUUGUUUGUUGGUGGGAUGGAUCUUUAUUAAUAUCAGAAGAUUUGGAGAAUAGUUUGUAUUUAAUAGUGUGAAUACUGUUGAUUGGAUAAUACUUCACCAUGAGCUCCAGACCAACAACUCGACUACCCGAAGUCGCCCUUAGCGAGAUACCAGCCAGAAAGGAGCUUUUAUAUCAACUAAAGUGCCUCCUAAUAGCGACAUACGCCGUGUCCGGAUUUCUGCUGGUGUUCGGACUAGCGGCUGUCCUAGUUACCGCCCCGGACUACGAGUACCCAAUUAGCGUCGGGGGAGGCUGUUUCUUUGCCGUCACAGGGUUUGCCCAUUCAGUUGUCGGCAACCUUUUUCUGAUAGAGGCUCGGAAACCUUUGUCACCUUCUGGUGAAGAGAGCAGUUGUUACCGUCGAAUCACAUGGAGCGGGACACAGUGGAUCGUGCUUUGGACGAACGUAAUUGGCUUCCUUCUUUCCAUGGUGUUUUCUGCCGUUUUCCCAAUGAACACGUGCAUCAAACGUCUGGCAGACAAGAACUCGAAUCACGGCGUCUGUAACCCGAAUCCAGUCACCAAUCUUGUGCUUGCCUUAUUUGUAUUCAUCCUUUCUCUUUGGUUAAUGGGACUGCAAGUAGUUUUCUAUAUCAAGAAGCGGUCGAAGGUGAUGAACAGGGGUUCUCCACGGAGGUCGGAUGACGCCGACAACAACGCCGUAAGUGGCGCCUUUCGACGCGUAAAGCAGACUAAGCGAUUGGUUCUGCAGUACAUUCAAACCCCUGCGUCGCAGACAAAACGCUAGCCGCACGUCUUAUGUGUUCUGAAUGAGAAACGGUCGACUUAUUAUGUGACUUUUCCUUAAGGACUUCUGAUAUCCUUUUUGUUUACUUGGUUUUAUUUAUGAUGGGACAACUUGUAUUAUAUACAAAUAAUACAUACAUUUCUAUAUAUUGUAA